Molecule: messenger RNA, 3086 nt
Organism: Salvelinus sp. IW2-2015
Lineage: Eukaryota; Metazoa; Chordata; Actinopteri; Salmoniformes; Salmonidae
Source: RefSeq, a predicted model, not a curated record
ACUCAAAAACAAGCUAGGGAGGGAGGGAGUUCACUGUUCAGCUGAGGAAUUGGAAGUGAAACUCGCAUGUAAACUGUCCACGAAAAAAAUACCAUUGCAAAUAAUUGCACUGGAUGGCUGGUAGCUGUACAGCUCUAAAUGCUCUGUGCCGAGAUUUUCCUCUGUACACAGCAGUAAACGUCGAUUUAUGUGUGUUAUCACCAGUGUGCAGAGAUGGACUUGGACCGUCAAAAGCGCCAGGAGGGCAUACAGAACGCCCUGGGAUUCAUACAGUCUUCUUUGCCUUAUCCAAAGCCUGAAGGCUAUAAGGGGUUUCUGACCCAGUUGGUGUGUAACCUGCUGGAUGAGGGGAAUGCAAUGUUCAGGGAGGGUGAGUGGCAGCAGGCCAUAAAUGACUUCAGUGAGGGUGUUAACGUGACCCACUAUGCUCAGGCUGAGACUCUGGAAAUCCCAUCAGCCCUGCUGGAGAGUCUGUAUUUCAACAGGGCAGCAGCCUACCACAGCAUGGGGGAGUAUGAGCAGGGUGUGCAGGACUGUGACAGUGCGCUGGCUCUGUGCAAAGACAGUUGCAGGGCACUCUACAGGAAGGCUCUAUGCCUGCGGGAGCUGGGCCGUUUCAGAGAGGCCUACAACUGCAGCACGGGCUGCCUGCUCACUACGCCUAAUGUGCCUGGUGCAUGCGGUGAGGUCCAGCAGUGUGCACUACACUAAGAUCCGCCCGCUGUACACCCAGUGCCAGUUGGACGUGUGCCGCCAUGCCCAGCGCUAUGGCUGCCAGCGAGAGGACAGCUGCUCCUUUGCCCACUCCGUCAUAGAGCUCAAGUGCUGGAGGCUGCAGAAAGACUCUGGCAUCACUCAUGAAGAAAUUGUUCAGGAAUCCAAGCGACACUGGCAUAAACAGGAGCAGAACACRCACAAACCCAAGCCCGUGUACAUGCCACCACCAUCUUCAUCCUCAAGUGGUGGAGGUGGGGGAGGAGCCUAUAUCUUGAACCUGAAGUGGAAGUUUGUCUGUGGUCAGUGCUGGAGGGACGGGCUGGUCAGCGAGCCGGACAAAGCGCUUAAGUACUGUACAGCCAAGGCCAGGCACAAUUGGACGAAGGAGCGCCGGGUGCUGUUGGUGAAGUUCUUYGAGGGAAAGAAGUGGGUGAUGGUGCGGACGUUGCCUUUUGCCAAGACCUACCCCCAGCAGUAUGACAUAUGUGCCCAUGUGGUGAAGCAGAAGAAGUGCCACUACAUUGGGAACUGUGCCUUUGCCCACAGUGAAGAGGAGAAGCAAGUAUGGACUUAUAUGAAGAACAAUGGCUUGAAGGAUAUGCAGCAGAUGUACGACAUGUGGCUUACAAUGACGAAUCAAAACCGUUCGCCGGAUGACACCCUGAUCACCCAACCCGUAGAGGAGAAGCAAAUUGUCAUGCCAACCGACUAUGCCGAGCCAAUGAGCGGCUUCCAUUGUCGUCUGUGUGGGAAGCAUAGUAACAGUGAGCGCCAGUGGCAGCAGCACAUCUCCUCAGAGAAACACAAGGACCGUGUAUUCAGCUGCGAGGGAGAGGACGAGAGCCUCACCUGGACAUACCGCUUCCCCGGACUCCGCCUCGCCCUUUGCCCCAGGCUGGAGAGUGGCUGUCCCGAGGGGGUGAGCUGUGACUACGCCCACAGUGUUGAGGAACUGGUGGAAUGGCAGGAGAGGCGAGAAUUCCUGCGGCGUAAGCUGGCCAAGGCCCGUGAAGACAUGCUCAUCAUGCCAGACGAGUUUGACUUUGGGAAGUACAACUUUCUCCUGCAGGACUGAAGCCCCUGUCCCCUAUGUGAGACACUUUCACCUGUAAAUAGACAGCAGUCGUCUGUUUUGUUGAAAACCCUGGGGGGUAUUUUCUUUAUUAGUUAACAGUUGAUACAGUUUAUACCUGUUUGAGCUGGUUAGGACUGCAAGUGCCUUAUUUGUCCAAUAUUUUCAAAAGGGCUUAACAAAUGAGAUCUCGUCUCCGAAUUUGAGUGGGGGAAAAAGUAAUUUAGCACUGCCAUUUAACAAAACAGUACUGACCAAAUAUCUCCAUUAAUAGUCUGUUUAAUCUAUAUAUGUCUUUUUGGGGGAUAUUAAGAAUUAAUUUAUGCUUCCAUUCUGAUGGGACUCUUUAUACAACCCUCAAACUUUUGCAACAUUACAUUUACAUUUAAGUCAUUUAGCAGACGCUCUUAUCCAGAGCGACUUACAAAUCAACAUCAAAUGAAAACCGAUUUUGCUGGAAGGCAAUCGUUAUUCACUUUCACUUUGAGUGGGGAUGUGUCUUAUGCCAAUUUAAAGCUGCAGUGUGUAACUUUUUGACCUGAGCAAAUUCACCUAGAAAUGUUAGUUAUAGAGUGGUCAUUCUCAUUGAAAGAUCUGUUCUAUGUGCCCUAUUUCUAUGCCUAAUGUUCUUAAGUUUUAUUUUUGAUUCUUUUGUUUUUGUACACCAGCUUCAAACAGCUGAAAAUACUAUAUUUUUGGUUAUUGGAAAGAUAUUUCACAACAAUUUAGAUGGUACAAUGAUUCUCUACAUUGCUUGUUUUGUCACUAACUGAAAUUAGGCAAAGUAUUAGAAGUUUAGCAGUGUUUCUCCUAUAUUCAGCGGUGGUGGCUCACCGCUGCUAAAUUGUUGCCACUGCUCAAAAAAAUAUGAUAAACAUUUUCGGGCUGGUUAAACAUUUUCAGUGUAAACAUAAACAACUAAACCAGAUAUAAAGUAUGUAGAAAAUAUAUAAUGGAGCUAUAUAUUUUAAAUAAGAUCAUUUUAAGAACAACCACCAAAAUAAAAACUAGAUAGUCAGGGAAAAUCUCAAAUUCAAAACAUUUUAUGGAAUUUGAUUUGAAGUCACUCCAAUAGCAUAACAUGUUGUAAGCCAUGGCAAAAUGUGUAGAAUUUCAGAAAAUUUGCUUUAAAACUGCACAUUUUCUGUGUGGUCCAGCGGCACACGUAUAUGCCGGAGUUGGUGUGGGUUUGAAACCGGCCCACUGCCCUUAGGGUGAUUCAAUCUUUCCUGUCUUUCACAUUGUACUAUCUCUUCAAUAAAGCAAAAAUUACAAAAGGAAUGGGACUGCCACACUC